Molecule: messenger RNA, 912 nt
Organism: Acanthosepion pharaonis
Lineage: Eukaryota; Metazoa; Mollusca; Cephalopoda; Sepiida; Sepiidae
Source: the annotation of a GenBank genome assembly
AUGUUAAUAGGAAAAGUUACCAAUUUGCUUUCAGGUGCCGUUAUAAGUCCCAUUUUCAGACAAAUUGGAAUCAGGCUGAUGAGUUCACAGUUGGUAGAUGGUUACAAUUAUGAAACCCUGAAGGUUAUUAGACCUAGGGAAUAUGUGCUUCAAGUGGAACUUGACCGUCCUGAUAAGAGAAAUGCACUGAGUACAACUAUGUGGAAGGAAUUUGUAACUUGUUUCCAACAAAUAUCUGAAGACAAGGACUGUCGAGCUGUUGUUAUCAGUGGAUCGGGAAAGGUAUUUACUGCUGGAAUUGAUUUGCAAUGCCUUGCCGAAAUUGCAAUGCAGACAGCAGAGCUUGAUGCUGGAAGAAAAGCUAUGACAAUACGAAAAGUUAUAUUGGCUUUUCAAGAGAGUUUCACAGUUUUUGAAAAAUGUCCAAAACCAGUCAUUGCUGCAGUCCAUGGAGGCUGCAUUGGUGCUGGAAUAGACUUAAUCACAGCUUGUGAUAUGAGGUUCUGUUCCAAAGAUGCUUGGUUCCAAAUCAAAGAAGUAGACAUUGGUAUAGCAGCUGAUGUUGGAACACUUCAGAGAUUGCCCAAAAUAAUUGGUAAUGACAGUUUGGCUAGAGAACUGGCCUACACUGCAAGGCCUUUCUAUGCAGAUGAAGCCAAAGAAAUAGGUCUUGUUAGCCGUGUUUUCCCAGAUAAAGAAACAAUGAUUAAUGGAACAUUAGAUAUUGCUUCAUUAAUUGCUUCUAAAAGCCCAAUUGCUGUCCAAGGAACCAAAGUAAACCUGAUUUACUCCAGAGAUCACUCAGUCCCUGAAAGUCUUCAGUACAUUGCUAACUGGAAUCAAGUGAUGCUGCAAAGUGAAGAUAUUGUGAAAGCAAUGACAGAAAAGCCACCCGUGUUCUCUAAACUCUGA